UGCGCAAGUCAACUAUCCAGAGCGGGAGCAUAGUCCAUGCACAUAAUCACUACUGGAACAGCAGUCUACAGCUUUAUCUUUUGCUGAUUAUCUAUCCUGCGCGAUGGCGGAGCUCACAGUUGAGCAGCAGAUCGAUCAGCUGAAUUCCGCUAAACAGCUCGUAUCUCAAGACGCCUCCUUCUACCCCCAAAUCAUCAAGGGCAUCCUGCCUAUCGCGCAAAAGCCAGAGUCUGCCCUGCGGUUAUGGAGCGCUUCUUUUUUGGCCGAAGGAUUCUCGUCGACUUCAGUAGACCAGCUCGAGAAAGAGCAGCUCGCGCUGUCGUGCUUAGACACGAUCGAGAUCCUGGUAAACGACGAUGAUCUGCAGGUGCAAAAGCGCUCAAUUCCGUGCGCGGCCUUAGUCUACCCUCUUAUAUACAGCUACGUUUGCACACACAAGACAGCCGACGACGUCUGGAACAAGAUGCUCGCAAUCAAGCUGAGGGUGAUCGAGCUAUGGGACAAAGGCCACGUCGGUCUCAGUCUGGCUUGUAUAAAAUUCGUCCAGCGUAUCGUAGCAGCUCAGACUGCGGGAGCCAAGGAUCCACGGCUCGUGGAUGCGUCGGAUGCUUCUCUGACUUCAGUGCCGCUCAAUCAUCCGUUACUUCAUCUGAACAGCUUGGAGGCUGAGGGCCAAGGCUACCUGGACCGGUUGCUAGACGUAUUCUACGAUCAUGCUAUCAACGAGUCGAUCCUCAGCGCUACGCUGUACGCGCUCGGCGUACUCUUAAAAACUCGUUCAACCACUGUAAACAAAAUCCUGACACGCAUUCUUUCAUUCGACCCUCUGUCCGCCGACUAUGCCACGACAAAUCCUGCAAAGCUCAAGCUCGAGCUGCGGUGUAUCGAGAAGAACUUGCGGAUUCUUUUGGGAAAUAUGAUGAAGACUCCUGCGAUUUCUAGCCAAUAUGGACCUCGGAUACACCUGUAUUUGAACCAGCUGAUGCAAUUCAAGAAUCUCUCACCCGAAGAAAUCACUCGUAAGCGGUCCGCAGACUCCACAAUCGACAGUCCUUCCAAACGACCACGAACAGACUCACACAGUCCUCCCACUGAAACCGGAGUAAAAUCCUACGCCAGUCUGUACACCCUGAUCGACACAAAAAUACCCAGCAGAAACUUUGACGUCAAAGCGCUCCCGCUCGACGUGCUGGCUGAGAUUGCUCUUGCUGGGAUGACGGCAAAUAGCCCGCAAGUCGUCGACGCGGCCGUGAAGGCGGUGCAGACACGGUACAGCAAACUCUACCCGCCUCCGAAUAUCAUCAAGAUCGAGGACGACGGAAGUCUAGAGAAGUCGAUCGAGCAGGCGGCAGCUCCGUCGACCGCGGCGGUUAUUGAUCCGCCAUAUAUGGACGAUGACGAUGACGACUACGAGCCUGACGAAUAUGAACCUCCAGAUCCGAUCAAGUCUGCUUCACCCACGCCAGUGCCUGCGAGUCAGCCAGCAUCUGCACCUCCUGCACCGGCUAUAAAGUACGAGGAAGAAGAAGACGAUGACGAUUACAACCCUGAGGCCCUAAUUGAUCAAUUCCAACCCGUUGUUGCCAGCAAGCCACCGAAUCCGCAACAAGACGACGCCUACAUCAAUGAGUUUCGAGAGGAUUCGCCCGAGAUGGACGCACUUGCGCUAGCUGCCCGGGAGCAAAUGACCGACGAAGAACGAAUUGCAACGUUCCAGGACUGCAUCGAGCGGCUGUUUCUUGCCGGCGAGGACAUCGAGCGCACGAUCUUUGAAGACAACGAAGCAAAGAAGAACGCCAAAGAUCUAGCGGAUCUCAACAGCGUCGGCCUGCGAGGCGAUAUCUGGGUGGUUUUGCUCGCGAGAUUGGGCACGAGAGGGAUCCCUGCCGUGCAGACUGAGGGCAUGUCUGAGAGCCAGAUCGAGCAACUUAGUGACACUAUGGCGCGGCAUAUCAGGGAGAAGCUUUAUGAAUACGUGAUUGCGAAUUUCCGAGAGCGAGUGGAGGUCGCAAUUAUGUGGCUCAGUGAGGAGUGGUAUAACGACAAAAUGAAGCUCAAACAACAGCAGCAACAGCAACAGCAAAAAUGCGAGACAAAAGCGGAAGAUGAGGAUACCAAGCCUGUGGGCACCGACGGCACCCUUACAGCAGAGAACUCGGCAUACAUCAUAUGGACGAUGAAGAUCAUGGACAGCGUGAUCCCAUUCCUAGACGUCAAGGACAAAGUUUUUUUACGGUUCUUGUCAGAUUUACCAGAGCUUACCCGGGACAUGUUGUAUAAGCUCCGGAUUUUGCUGAACGAUCCUGAUCGUCAGAAGUUGGGCAGAUUUGCGCUACAGUACCUGGGCAAGCUAAGACCUCCGGUUCGGGAAUACUGUUCUCAACUGCUAGAGUCUUUUGAAGGUAACGAGGUGAAGCCAGCCGCCUAGCAUUAGAAAAGGAGGACGGAGGUAGUUUACAAGCAGUUGAGAU
Myxozyma melibiosi is the source of this 2471-nucleotide messenger RNA. RefSeq lists its product as uncharacterized. NCBI's taxonomy places the organism in Eukaryota, Fungi, Ascomycota, Lipomycetes, Lipomycetales, Lipomycetaceae. The record is from RefSeq and is a predicted model, not a curated record. The transcript is spliced from 6 exons. Bases 104 to 2428 code for a protein of 774 amino acids. Gene Ontology annotation, cellular component: mRNA cleavage and polyadenylation specificity factor complex.